AUGGUCCUGCCUCAUAGCUCCGUACAGGUCGAGGACAUCGAUGAUUGCAAUGGUAUCUGCCCAUUUCUGUUUGCUCUCUGCGUCGAGUGGAACUUUGGGAAAGGGCACUCGCUGAUCCCGAUCGGCCGAACGAAAGACAAGAAGACGCCCAGGCGACACCGUGGUGGUGGUACUGUUGACGAGACAGAUCUACCGAGGAGAGUCCCGCAGCCUUCUAUCCACACCAGAUCUCCCGCGAAAAAACCCCUAGCGCCAAACCUAGAACUCCUGGUGCAACAGCUCUGCGGCAAAAGCUCAAAACUCGGAACCGGUGACAACCCAUCCACGACUGGGGAGCGCUCGCGGGGGCUGUUCCCGUUUCAGUCGACUCGCAGCGGCAACCUCAAAAUCGUCCCCGACCAGGUAGUGUUCGAGUCCAAAAAGCUGAGCGUCCUCGUGGCAGACCCGCACAACGCCACUGUGAACGUCAAGGCGGAACAAGCCCGAGUCGCUGUGCCACAGCUCGAACUACCCGUGUCCCCGAGAGCCGAUUCCCAGCGGCACGAGCUCGCGGACAGCGGAGACCCUUUCGUCAUGGACAAGCCGCAGGAGCCCACCACCGACGUGCCCCUGUCCUCUCUAGGGUUCACGAGCGAGCGGCCCAUCGAUUGGAAGAACAUAACGCUACCGGAGAAGACGGACCUCUACAAGGAGAUAGCGCGGCGCAUCACGACCUACAAAAACGCCGACUGCGUCGUUCGGAUAGGCAACGACGAGUUCCACUGCCACUUGCUCGUCUUGCAAAGCUACAGCGCCUACUUUGACGACAAAAACGUCAAGCAGAUGGACCUCACGGGGAGCAGCGUGACCUCGCGCGUCUUUUCGAUCAUCUACGACUGGAUGCUCAGCCCGAGCCGCGAGAGCUGCCACCUCCUCAAACGCGACAACAUACUCGAGGUCUUUAUCGCGUCCCAGUUCCUCGGCAUCAAAGAACUAGAGGAGCAGUGCUGGGCGUUCAUCGACAACGACGAGCUCUUCCGCGAGGACACGGCUUUCCUCCUGUACCUGGACGCCCGCAAGGUGGGCAACACCGCGGUGAUGGAGCUUAUGCUGCCUAGGAUCAUGAAGUUCUUCCUGCUACUGGUCAGCACGAAGGACUUUCUCGAGCUCGCGGUGCAAGAGCUGUGCCUCCUCCUGCGCUCCAACUACAUAAGCGUCAACAGCGAGAUGGAGGUGCUGAUGUCGGCGGUGCGUUGGCUGAUGCACGACUGGGACACCCGCAAGCAGCACCUACUCGAGGUCAUGAGGUGCGUGAGGUUCGGGUUGAUAGCCCCGUGGCAGCUGGUCGACGUCAAGCGCAACCCCGAGAACCCCGAGUUCAUGGAGCUCAUGUCCUACCCCGAGAUCCAAAAGAUGGUAGACGACGGCUUGGCCUUCGUGAUCAUUAAGUACUGGUACGGCAACCAAACGGAGGAUUACUACCACUGGAUCGAUCUGUUGGGGUUGACGGAGCCAACCAACCGCAAUUGGGCGGGGGAGGACAAGCACUACGUCACCUACCGCGAGUUCCUUCUCUACUUGGAGGAGUACCAAAGGACGAACAUCGCCGAGUUCAAGGACAAAAAGUUCGGCAAACCCGCGCUCGGUGGUCCAAGCAAAAAGGAAGACGUCGUCGCGCCGCAGGUGCCCUCGGCAAGGCCACGGAUGAGUCACACGGCUAGCAAUUUGAGGACGUUGAAGCAGCACACGACGGACGGCAACGCGGCCUCGCCGUGCAUGAUGAUGCCACCGGAGAUGCUGAGCCAAUACUUGGGUAGUAUCGGCAGGAGUGGCUCAAAGUCGGUGAGCAGAUCGACCAACGCCAACAGGACGAGGACCGAGAGAUAA
Messenger RNA from Copidosoma floridanum, 1866 nucleotides. RefSeq lists its product as uncharacterized. The record is from RefSeq and is a predicted model, not a curated record. Gene Ontology annotation, molecular function: protein binding. NCBI's taxonomy places the organism in Eukaryota, Metazoa, Arthropoda, Insecta, Hymenoptera, Encyrtidae.